UGCUGCAGAGGCGCCUUGGACGCCGGGCAGCGUGUGUACUCUCGGGGGCGUGGCGGCGGGAAGAGCCGGGCGGCAGGCGCUGGCGAUCUCCGGGUGGCCGCGCCUCCCCUGGAGCCGGACUCUGCGGGCACGUGAGUGGGAGCGGAGCGGCGGGGAGAAGCCGACCCGGCCGGCGAGGUCCGGCUCGCGGCUGAAGGACCUCUUCGUCUCCACAGGCCCUGGAAGUUCAAGCCUCGCCCUCUUCCCGCGCGGGCUCUACCCCGCCCCUCACCUCCUGUACUCGACCCCUCUGGGGUUUCUCUCUUACCCAGGAGGCCAUGGAUACCUCGACGCCUUUGCCUCCCGUAGCCCCUUCCCCGGCCUGCAACCCAGCCCCACGGACGAUCCAGAUCGAGUUCCCUCAGCAUAGCUCGUUACUCCUGGAGGCCCUGAACCGCCACAGGCUGGAGGGAAAGUUCUGUGACGUGUCCCUCCUGGUGCAGGGCCGCGAACUUAGGGCCCACAAAGCGGUAUUGGCUGCCGCCUCUCCUUACUUCCACGACAAACUUCUUCUGGGGGAUGCACCACGUCUCACCCUGCCCAGCGUCAUCGAAGCCGACGCCUUCGAGGGGCUGCUCCAGCUCAUUUAUUCCGGGCACCUCCGUCUGCCACUGGAUGCUCUCCCUGCCCACCUCCUUGUGGCCAGUGGUCUCCAGAUGUGGCAAGUGGUAGAUCAGUGCUCAGAGAUCCUUAGAGAACUAGAAAACUCAGGUGGUGGGAUUUCAACUCGGGGAGCGACCCCUUUCCACACACUUCUUUCCACCACAUCCUCCCCAGGAGGCUGGUGCAUCCGCUCUUCCCCUUUCCAGACUGUGGCGCAGUUCUCCGCUUCUACCCAGAGCCCCGUUGGAGGGGAGGGGAGUGAAUUGGGAGAUAUGUUACAGCUUCAAGUUGAAGAAGAGGAGGAGGAGGAGGAGGAGGAGGAGGAGGAAGAAGAUGAGGAGGACCAAGGGUCAACAGCACCCUCUCAGACUCCUCAGCCUCAGAGAGGGUCAGGGGGUUUUCCCCGCCCUCCAUCCCAGGCCCUGCCCACAUCCACUACUCCUUGCAGGCUUCCAGAGGGUGAGAGUGCUCCACCUGAGCCUCCUGCUCCUCAUACUGUACCGCCUCCCAAAACCUUCUACAUUAAGCAGGAACCCUUUGAGCCCAAGGAGGAGAUAUCAGGAGGCGGAACUCAGUCUGGAGGAACAAAGGAGGAAACCAAAGUGUUUCCAGGAGGGGACACUGAAGAGAAUGGAGAGCUAGGGUUCUUAUUGCCCUCAGGAGCAGGGCCAACAUCUGGAGGAGGUGGUCCAUCCUGGAAACCAGUGGAUCUUCAUGGGAAUGAAAUCUUGUCAGGGGGUGGGGGACCUGGGGGAGCAGGGCAAGCUGUGCAUGGGCCUGUGAAGCUAGGCGGGGCACCUCCUGCAGAUGGAAAACGCUUUGGUUGUUUGUGUGGGAAGCGGUUUGCAGUGAAGCCAAAGCGUGACCGGCACAUCAUGCUGACCUUCAGCCUUCGGCCCUUUGGCUGUGGCAUCUGCAACAAGCGCUUCAAGCUGAAGCACCAUCUAACAGAGCAUAUGAAGACCCACGCUGGAGCCCUGCAUGCCUGUCCUCACUGUGGCCGCCGGUUCCGAGUCCAUGCCUGUUUCCUUCGCCACCGGGAUGUGUGCAAGGGCCAGGGCUGGGCCACUGCUCACUGGACUUACAAGUGACUACUGAGGCCAUACACUAACUUACAGGACAGGGGAGCCACUGCUGCUGUUGGAUACUUACCCCUCACUACCAUGGCACCCCAAUCCUGUAUCUUGUUAAUUAUGCCAAGAGGAUAGCUAUAUUAUGGACCUCUUGUUUUUGGGUGUGGGCUUCAACCUGACCGAUUUGGAAACUCUGAUUUCUCAUCUCACUUCAGGUUUUAGCUAACUACCCUACAGGAAAGUGGUUUACAGGCCAUACGUAAAUCGAUCAGUUGCGCAUAAUAGAUAUUCUUUUCAUACAGGAAACUGGAAUUCAGAUUAGAAGUUUAUUUGAUGAGAGAGGAGUUAGCAAGAAAAAUUAUGAUAAAUAUUUCAUUCAGUCUCUGUGAGUAGUUAAGGGAGCUGGUCUCCAUCUAGAGAUAUGUUUGAUUCAGAGUUCUAGUAAUCCGGAGACUAAACUCUGAGCUUUACUCUCCCUCAUCAUUGCUGAAAUUAUGUGAGUAGAGGUCUUCUUAUAUACUUUUGUUAAAAUUUUCCAGAAACCCUUCAGAUUAUAAAUUGCUUUCUCACUAGUAGGUAAUUUUGCAACACCUUUUUUUUUUUGUAUGUUGUAGUUGAGCACUUUAACAGAUUGAGCAUUCCAUGUGUCACUUAGACCCCUCUUUAAUAGAGGAUCUUAGUUCCCGGACCAGGGGUCUAACCUAUGCCCCUUGCAGUGGAAGUGCGGAGUCUUAACCACUGGACUGCCCGGGAAGUCCCUCUUGUCUACCUUUGACCACCACUGAUCAUCCAUAUUGAUCACACUGACUGGAAUGUGACCAGUGAAUUCAGGAGAUGGCCACUGACCUAAGAUACUCUCAGGGUAGCACCACCGCUCUGAAGAAGUGGCUGUGGUCAGAGCGACUCAGGGCUGAGACGGCACAUGCUGAAAACUAGAGAAAUAACUGCACAGUGGGACCACACCCCCUCCCUUUCCAUCCCUACCCACACUUGACAGCCCCUUGGUCGACACAUAGAAGGAUAGAUGUUGGAAUGGGGAAAUUGUCAUAAGUUUCUUAAUUUCUUCAAAUAAACUUUGCCGUGAAAGCUAAGCUGACAGUGGACUGAAUUGAGUCAUUUAUAUGGGAGAGACGAUGUGAGAACAGAGUUGCAAAGACUUGGACAUAUUCCUUAUGCGGCUGGGUUAUGUUGAUGGGGGAAGAAUCGGAUAGUCUCACACUGCUGCAGAGAACACUGUCCUGGAUGUCAGUGGGCCAGAUUCUCAGCCCUGACCUGCCCCCGAAUAACUUCUGAGACACAUUGUAUUCAGGGUGACAAAGUGCUCAGCUAAAAAGACCAUGCCUCCCAGCCUUUCCUGCACCAGGGCUGGUUCCAGGAUACAGUUCUGGCCAAUGAAAUGGAAACAGGAGUCACUGGACAGAGCUUGCAGAAAGCUCUGUAAAGGCUUUGAAGUGUGAUACUUUGUUAGAAAUGCAGAAUCCUACGGUAAAUGCCAGCUCUUCACUUGAAAACUAUGUACUUAUGUGGCAGAAAGAAAAACCCAUGUACUGGUCAAUAUAGGUGUGGAUAAGGAGACCCUGACAUGUAUGGUCUUUGAGGUAACUUGGAAGACUGCAAUGCAGACAUUCUUAUCCAAACAGGUUUUAACAGGCUACCACCUAGCUUGCAGACCCCACUUAUUAAGAUCAAAGCCCCUUUUUUGAAUUCUGUGAUAUAGUUUGAUUUUCCACAUACUUUCUUAGAGGGAAAAGAUGUGUGACCAACUUGCAGAAAUAGUCUUGUUGGCUUGCCAGAUAUAUUUCUUGUUGUAAAUCUGCAUGCUGGUUAACUAUAACAGCUUGGAAGUUACAUAAAUGUCCAACAAUAGGGAAUCAGUUAAGAACAAAAUUCAUUAUAGAACAUAUGUGGAAGACGAUGCAGGCAUUAAAAAACAUGACGUAAAAGAGCAGAUACUGCCAUGGGAAAAUGUUCACAAUUGAGGACAUUUUAAAAAUCAGGUUAUAAAACAGAUGUACUAAAUGAUUCCAGCUAUGUUUAAAAAUAUAUAUACUCAGGGGAAAAAAAAAACCUGGCAGAACCUUACUAAACAUGGGAUUAUGUCUCAGGGUGCAAUUGGAGAUGAUUUGUGUUAUUUUGUAAAUUUAUGUCUUUAUUUUUCUGUAUUUUCCACAUUUUCUGUCAUGAACAAUAAUUACUACUAUAACUGGAAAAUGAGAUGCAAUGAGUUUUUAAAUAAUUAUCACUCAGAUUACCUUAGGCAAGUUAAUCAACCUCUCUGUACCAGUUUCUUCACCUAUAAAAUAGGGAUAAAAGCACCUCCCCCUUAAGGUUACCAAGACAGGUAAACCCUCAAAACAGGCCCAGGCAGGUGGGAGUUGCUCAGUGAAGGUCAGCUAUUAGCAUGGAAAUGAAAAUAGCAUAGUUUUGCAAACACGGGGGUGUGAGCCUAAGGGGCCAGGUUUAUCUCACCUGUGGUGACCUCACUUGCCAAGCCAGCCUGAGAGGCCAGCACGCUUUUCCCUCCUGUUCCAACGUGAACAACAGGUAACAAAGACAGAAAAGGAAACUUAGAGCUGAGUUCACAAACUCACAAGUCUUGUGAGUUUUGAACUGGCAAAACUGGCACCAGGUAGGAAAGGUAAACAUGAGAAAAGCAGCUGGAAUCGGACAAAAGGGUGGGGGGCUAUGGCUCCCUGGAGAGGGGGGACUCCCCAGAAGUACUUCAAUUCAACUUAUUUUAUUUAUUUAAUUUUUAAAUUCAGAUAUAAUUGAUUUACAAUGUUGUGUUAUAAUUCAACUUAUUUUAAAACCCUGCACUGGCCUAACAGCCCACACCUACCCUGGAGCUGCCCUAAUUUUUGCAUUAUUCACAAAAAAGAACAAUUUAAAGUGGUCUGAACUUUACAGGUUUUUGCACAGGAUACGCCAGUCAAUGCUCCAGUUUCUUCAGGGUGUUUACAACUGGGCUUCAAAUAUUUUUCAGCCUUUGAGUGAGCUGUUGUUAAAGCAGACAGCAAAUGAACAGUUUUCGUCCUCACAUAACAUCAGUGGCCACAGCAACAACAGAAACCAGUUGCA
Physeter macrocephalus (sperm whale) is the source of this 4793-nucleotide messenger RNA. It is a transcript of the gene ZBTB9, whose product is annotated as zinc finger and BTB domain containing 9. The transcript is spliced from 3 exons. Gene Ontology annotation, biological process: regulation of transcription by RNA polymerase II. The record is from RefSeq and is a predicted model, not a curated record. Gene Ontology annotation, molecular function: protein binding; DNA-binding transcription factor activity, RNA polymerase II-specific; RNA polymerase II cis-regulatory region sequence-specific DNA binding. The coding region runs from base 318 to 1733 and encodes 471 amino acids. Lineage: Eukaryota; Metazoa; Chordata; Mammalia; Artiodactyla; Physeteridae.